AUGUCAAAUAUACCGUUUAUCAAAGGAUUACUAUUAUGUGAAGAAUUUUUUAAGCAAAUUAUUCAUCCAUUGUUAAAUAAACAUUUUCCUACUCUUCAAUAUGCAGCCUGUCGUAUUGGAAGUGGCUCAGAUGUUCUAGGAUAUGAUACAGAAAUAUCACGUGAUCAUGACUGGGGUCCAAAAUUAGAAUUGUUACUAAACGAUGAAACAUUUGCAAUAUACAACCAACAAUUAGAUGAAUGUUUUCAACAAAAUUUAAAUGGUACAAUAUGUGGAUAUUCGAUGAAAUUUUAUCCGUAUAUUGAAGAUUCUGGUACAACAGUAUUUGUAAAUGAAUCAACAACAGCCGUAACAACAGUACAAGAAGAAAGGAAAAUGAAACAUAGUAUUGUUAUUAAAACAAUGAGACAAUUUUUUCUUGAUUAUUUAAAUUGGAAUAUUGAUGAUGAUAUAACAAUUUCAGAUUGGUUAACAUUUCCUAGUCAACAUUUACUAACAAUACGAGUGGGUAAAGUAUUUUAUGACACUGUUGGACUAGAAAAUAUUCGUUCAAGGUUAAAUUAUUAUCCACAUGAUGUUUGGCUCUAUUUAUUAUUAGCAUCUUGGCAAAGAAUUGGUCAAGAAGAACAUUUAAUGUGUCGUGCUGGUCAAAUUGGUGAUGAAUUAGGAGCAACACUCAUUGCAAAUCGUUUAAUACGCGAUAUUAUGCGACUAAUAUUUUUUAUAGAAAAACAAUUUAUUCCAUAUUCAAAAUGGUUUGGUUCAGCAUUUCAAAAUUUAAAAAAUAAUCAUUUGUAUCCAAUAUUAAGACAAAUACAACUUGCGGACACAUUUUUGGUAAGAGAAAAGUUUUUCUCUGAAGCUUUAGAAAUAGUAGCCAAAUUACAUAAUGAGUUAAAAUUAACUGAUCCAUUACCAAUUAGAGUAUCACAAUUUUUUUCAAGACCUUUUUCAGUUAUAUGGGGUGGUAUGUUUGCUGAUAAAAUAUUCGAGAGAAUAAUGAAUCCAGAGAUAAAAUUAAUUGCUUUAAAAACAAAAAUAGGAAGUAUAGAUUUGUUUGUUGAUAGCACCGAUGCAUUACUUCCAGAAAUGCGUUUGAAAAUGAAACAACUAUUUACCCUUCAUUAA
Didymodactylos carnosus is the source of this 1128-nucleotide messenger RNA. The record is from the annotation of a GenBank genome assembly. NCBI's taxonomy places the organism in Eukaryota, Metazoa, Rotifera, Eurotatoria, Philodinida, Philodinidae.